Amyelois transitella is the source of this 1107-nucleotide messenger RNA. RefSeq lists its product as uncharacterized. The record is from RefSeq and is a predicted model, not a curated record. The transcript has 9 exons. The coding region runs from base 43 to 981 and encodes 312 amino acids. NCBI's taxonomy places the organism in Eukaryota, Metazoa, Arthropoda, Insecta, Lepidoptera, Pyralidae.
UCUGCGCCGUCUUUCCCGUUUCGCUGUUUUACGCCACUCUCUAUGUCUGCAAAUCGUAAUAUAUAUAUAUAUGCAGGUCACAUUAUUGGAACAGCCGACAUUAACGAUAAGCACGAUAGAUCAGCCCCUUCGGAUUAUCACUGGAAGAUUUUAAAAUGCAGGAUGAUCAUAUUUUCAAGUUCAUCCCUUGUAGCAUGUCCAGACAAAAGGGACUUAAAACAAGUGCAUAUUAUAUUUAACAAGAAUGGGGACGAUUACGACAAAAUAAAUGCCAUGUUUUGCAAAUAUUUAUUGACUCAAGAUGGACCUAUACGAGAACCUACAAGUGAGCUAUUCGAAAUGUGCUUCGAGUAUACAAUGACAGCACGGUUAGCGCCCAUUUGGAAUGCUUUGGGGAGUGACUACCUAAUAAACAAUAGAAACUUUCUUACAUCAAAAGGGCCACAAGAGGGAGUGAAAUAUAAAAUUAAAACAAAAGGUGAAAUAACUACCAUAAGCUUGAAAGCUGUCAAAAUUAUUUUACAUCAAGUAAACGGCGAAGCAAAACUGGGAGAAUACGUACGGGUGUUACCAAGCUUAAAUAAAGCAAUUGUUGAAGAAUGUUUUGAUUCUCUUCCUACGUCGGGAAAUUUUAACUCGUAUAAGGAUUUGCGUCGUCAUUGGAAGAAUAUUCACGGAUAUCGAUUGCCAGAAAAUGACAGUUCUUAUUACUACUCGAUUCAGUUUUGGCGUGGUGAGCCCUUAACGUAUCCUCAAUAUUGUGUAACAAGAAAUUUUCCUACCGUCACACCUGUUUUGAAAUCGGCAGAACAAAUUAUUCUUUCAAGGUUCAUUAACUGUUUAAAGAGUAAAUUUUUUAAUAUGCUUGGCCGUCCAUUGUCAUUCGAACAAAACUAUAGUAUUAAUAAUGGAAACAAUGUUGGGGACGAUUUGCUCGAAACACAAAAUGUGAGUCUUUGCACUCCAACCCAAACACAUUAAGAAAAAUGAAACUAUGAAGUACGCACGUAGAUAUUCAUUGGAAAACAUUGUUAUUCUAAACCUAAAAGAAUACAUUUGGUUAAGGUUCUCACCUUAGGAUUACUACGAAUACCUACCUUACUUAAU